Molecule: messenger RNA, 1117 nt
Organism: Planococcus citri (citrus mealybug)
Lineage: Eukaryota; Metazoa; Arthropoda; Insecta; Hemiptera; Pseudococcidae
Gene: mRpL28
Product: mitochondrial ribosomal protein L28
Exons: 1
Coding region: 255-1082 (275 amino acids)
Cellular component (GO): mitochondrial large ribosomal subunit
Molecular function (GO): structural constituent of ribosome
Source: RefSeq, a predicted model, not a curated record
AACGGAGAACGGGAACAAAAUUUUGUUGUUCUCUCAACCCUGCCAACAAGUCAAAAAGUGAUAAAUAUUUUUGUUUGCGGUCGGUCGGUCGGUAGUGAUAACAGAACAGAACAGAGUUGAAGUGAUGGAAAAAUAUGUCCAUUAUAUUUUACGUUAGAAAAUAGCUCGAAUGUCAUUUUAAAACGCUUAAAAAUCUUGUAUCGCUACUUUCGUCCAGUUCUAGUUCCAUAAAGUGUUGAAUAAUACUAAUCGUCAUGCUGCUGCCAAACAUAUAUCCGUACAAUUUGACGAAGUACACUCGACCUGCCAAAAACAUAUUUUUUAAACAGAUCUACAAAAACUUGCCGGAAGAAUACAGAAAAUUCUAUUUGGAAUGGAAAGAUCAAAUACCCAAACCGGUACAUUAUAUUCCUAAAGAAGGAAUGUAUGAAAAAGAUCCAAACACUGGUGAAGUGAAACUGGUACAGAACUUCGCGAUUCCGCUAUCUGAUAGCCCGCAAAUGGAUGACGGCAUAUGGGGCGGAGAGUCCAUAAUUCAAGGAUUCCGACGUACGUAUCAUCCUAAAUUCAGGAAAAUCGAUUUGGGACCAGCUCCGAAAUUUUGGUUACCCAAUUUGCAUCGAGGCGUAGUAUACAGUGAAGUCCUCGAUAAACACGUAGCUUGUAUUUUAACUCAUCGAGCCAUUAAUUUGAUAAAUGAGCAUUUUGGCUUGGAUCAUUACCUAAUACAGACACCUGCUUGUGAUCUGAGGAAUUUGUUAGCUAUCAAACUCAAAAGAAAAAUCUUAUUAGCGUUGAGGGAUGAAACUUUGUAUCCAGAAGAUGAAGAUAAACGGCAAGAAAUCCUCGACGAGUAUAAACCCUAUUUGGAUAAAUUCACUCAUGAAGAAAUUGAAUGGUAUGGACUUACAUUAGAAGAAGCAACUAAGAAACUUAGAUUCGCCCAAAUACAAAGUCAAGAAAAACCUGUACCAUUAAAACAAAUUUACCGCAAAGAAUUUCUCGAAUUUUUAAAAGAAAAUGAGAUGGAACCUGCCAAAGGACAACCUUGGUGGAAAAUGAAGCUUAUUUCUUAUAAGUAAAUUGUAGUUUUUUAAUUAAUAUAAUUGUUUCUUUA